This is a messenger RNA of Episyrphus balteatus (marmalade hoverfly), 2486 nucleotides long. RefSeq names its product scaffold protein salvador (gene sav). The transcript is spliced from 6 exons. Bases 201 to 2054 code for a protein of 617 amino acids. Lineage: Eukaryota; Metazoa; Arthropoda; Insecta; Diptera; Syrphidae. Gene Ontology annotation, molecular function: molecular adaptor activity; protein binding. Gene Ontology annotation, biological process: regulation of cell population proliferation; apoptotic process; hippo signaling. The record is from RefSeq and is a predicted model, not a curated record.
UUCCAGUUAAAUUCGGCUGUCAUGAAAUAUACAAAAUUUUUAUUAAUAGAUUUUGGUUUUAAAGAUUUCUAAUUAAUUAAAAAAAAAAACUAUGAAAUUAAUUCUGUAUACAUCCAAACAGUUUAUAUAAGCAUAAUGCACUUCCAAUUAAAUUGAAACUAAAAUACCAGCAACAAAAAACAAAAAUAAAAACAAAAAUAAUGCUUUCUCGCAAAAGCAAAGACAAAUCUCUCAAAGAAGGUGUUGUUGGUAAAUAUGUAAAAAAGGACAAACCGCCCGAAAUUCCAGUGAUUAACGUUUGGUCUUUCGAUGACAACAAGAACAAAGGAAAAAACCGACGCAACAGCCAAACCCUCUCCCACCGAACAGACAAAGAUAAAUUCGGAAGCACCAAGAACAUUGUCAAGACCACCGGCCUCGGUUACUUUGGCAAAUUCACUCCUAGUCUCUCCUCACACAAUCUAACCCGCCGCUGUGCCAGUUCCUCUCCCAAUUGUGAAUCCUCCUCCUACAACGAAUAUUCCAUUCAGGAUUCACAUCAGCACGAUGUCUACCAUGCCCGCCGAGCUCACUCGCAACUCCCCUCACGCCAACAACAGCAACAAUACUUGCCAGCAACUCUUUCCUUCUCUAGCAACAAUCUGAGCAAUAAUAACAGCAAUUAUGUUAAUAUCGAUCAGAUUGAUAGAAUGCGCCAGCAAUCGGAACUGCCUUAUAGCGGUUCUUCGUCGUCGUACAAUGCUGGCGGGUUUGGGAGUGGGCGUGGCGGUAGGAUAGAUAACUUUCAUCGCAAUUAUUCGGUUAAUCAGAAUCAUGCACACACUUACGAUGCAAGGUACAAGGGAGAUAGGGAGGACUUGAUUGCUAUACAGAAGUAUGCGAAUGCGAUUAGGAAUCGACAUAAUAUGUCGCCAAGGCCGCAAUCGCCACCAAUGUCGCAGCAGCGACAUCAGCAUUCGCAGAUGAGUCUUACUUUGGCUUCGGGAGGGAAUUAUAGUUCGGAGAAUUUUCCUAUUUAUGAAAAUCAUUAUCAAACAUCGAAUAAUGGAGGGGUUGGAAAUAGCGUUAUUUCGGCUGGAGCUGCGGGGGGACCUUCGUCGUCGAAUUCGGGAGCAAUGAGUGGGAUGAUUCAGCGAUCAGAGUCACCGAUAUACAGUAACACAAAUUCGAAUCUUUUGUCGGCGUACGAUGUUCCCAGUAACUCGAGGUAUGGUGCCAACAGUUCAAUGCAAUCGCUAUAUUCAAAUAUGCAAAACGAAAAUGCUGCCGCCGCAGCUGCAAUAGGAUACCAACAUUUGGGACAAAAUGUCGCUUUGGUACAAGCUAAGAUUCCUGUAUACCCAUCACUCAAUAACUACGAAGCAGCUCACAUUGUUCACAAUCCAUCGGCCCAUCAGAUGGUGCAACGAGUUCCUUCACAACAGUCGGUCGAGGAGGAACUUCCAUUGCCACCGGGUUGGGCUACCCAGUACACUUUGCACGGCAGAAAAUACUACAUCGAUCACAAUGCACACACCACCCAUUGGUCACAUCCUCUGGAGCGAGAAGGUCUGCCAGUUGGUUGGCGUCGAGUUGUUUCAAAAGUUCAUGGUGUUUAUUAUGAGAACCAACUCACCGGACAAACACAGCUCAAUCAUCCAUGUCUCACAUCAUACUACGUGUACACAACAUCUGCCGAACCCCCGAAAGCCAUUCAUCCUGAACCGCAACCCACCCAGUACAAUCCACACAAUGCUCUGGUACCUGCCAAUCCGUAUCUCCUGGAAGAGAUACCCAAAUGGUUGAUAGUAUAUUCAGAAGCGGAUUCUUCAAAAGAUCACAUGCUUCAGUUUAAUAUGUUCAGUUUGCAAGAGUUGGAAUGUUUUGAUGGAAUGCUGGUUCGUUUAUUCAAACAAGAAUUGGGAACUAUUGUUGGCUUCUAUGAGCGAUAUAGACGAGCUUUGAUUUUGCAAAAGAAUCGCAGAGCUGAAGAGGAUCGAAUUCUCAGUGAAUUCCAUGAAUCAAAUGAAAGCAAUAAACAGCAGCAGCAACAACAGCGGUUAGACUACCACUAAAAAAGUUAAUCCUAUUCUCGUUUCAAAAUUAAGAUCCUCGCACAUAUAACUACCUACCUAUUCGUAUACUGUGAAUAUUCUUCUAAUAGACUGUCACUAUAUAUUUUUUUUUUUAAUUCUAAUUUUUGUUUAACGAACUAAUUGAUAUUGAAUUCAUCAUCACUCGAGACAUAUAAUAUUUAUUAUUAAAACGUGUAAUAUCUUAAAGAACUAAAAUGAAAAAAAAAGUGUGAUAGAUUAUGUCCUUACACCUACACAUAGCUACUAUAUACAUUAUAUUUGUAUUGUCAGGAUAUCUUUAAGCACCACAGAGUUAAAUGAAACAGAGUGCCUUUAGAUUUUAUACUUGGCAUUUAAGAUAAAUAAAGAGUUUUUUUUGUGUAUUUUUGUAUUGUAUUUACAAUAAAAGAGAAAAACUUAACCUAAAUCGAA